AUGUCCAUGCGGCUUCAUGCUUCCAACCUUCUCUCCAAAAUCAUUCACAAACCCAACCUAACACCCUUUUCACACCCAUUUGCAUCCACUGCACUCGCUCACUCCACCUCACCCUCUUUCUCUGACACACCCUCUUCCAAACCCGUUUCACACCCAUCCACUCUCCACGUCCUCCAAACCCUCCACCAACACCCCUCCGAUGCCCUAGCCUCUUUCACUCACCUCCACCCCAACGGCUUCCCCCACACCCUUUCCACCUACGCCGCCAUCAUCAAAAUCCUCUCUUUCUGGAACGACCCCAUGAAACUAGACUCUCUCUUCCUCCACCUCAUUACUCUCUCCAAACAACACCAUCUCCCCUUUCAGCUCCUUCACCUCUUCGAAACACUCUUCCAGGACUUAAACCACCACAACCAUUACUUGCUCAGAGCUUUUUAUGGCUUUGUCAAAACCUGUGUCAGCCUCAACAUGUUUGAUGAGGCCAUUGAUUUCCUGUUCCAAACUCGGCGCCGCGGAAUUGUCCCUGAUGUUCUCACUUGCAACUUCCUCUUCAACCGGUUGGUGGAACACGGCGAGGUGGAUAAGGCACUUGCUGUUUAUGAACAACUCAAGAGGUUUGGUUUCAGACCCAAUUGCUAUACCUAUGCAAUUGUCAUCAAGGCAUUGUGUAAAAAGGGUGACUUGAAGCAACCCCUUUGUGUUAUUGAGGAAAUGGAGAGAGUUGGAGUCGCCCCUCAUUCGUAUUGCUAUGCUGCUUAUAUUGAAGGGCUUUGUAAUAACCAUAGGUCUGAUUUGGGGUAUGAGGUGCUGCAGGCUUUGAAAAAGGGGAAUGCCCCUUUGGAGGUUUAUGCAUACACUGCGGUUGUUCGCGGGUUUUGUAAUGAGAUGAAGUUGGAUAAGGCUCAGGGUGUGUUUGAUGACAUGGAGAGGCAGGGGGUGGUUCCUGAUGUGUAUGUUUAUUCUGCGUUGAUUCAUGCGUAUUGUAAGAGUCAUAAUCUGCUCAAGGCUUUGUAUUUGCAUGAUGAGAUGAUUUUGAGGGGUUUGAAGACGAAUUGUGUGAUCGUUAGCUACAUUCUGCAUUGUUUGGGAGAGAUGGGCAUGGAUUUGGCUGUGGUGGAUCAGUUUAAGGAAUUAAAGGAAUCCGGGAUGUUUCUUGAUGGGGUUGCCUACAACAUUGUUUUUAAUGCUUUGUGUAAGUUGGGGAAGGUGGAGGAUGCGACAGUGAUGUUUGAAGACAUGAAGAGCAAGGGUGUGGCUUUAGAUGUUAAGCACUACACAACACUUAUCAAUGGAUACUGCCUUCAGGAUGAUCUCGUUAAUACGUUUAGGGUGUUUAGCGAAAUGAAGGAUAAGGGUUUCAAGCCUGAUAUUGUAACAUAUAAUGUAAUGGCAGCUGGGUUAUCUAGAAAUGGUCAUGCUCGCGAGGCAUUAAAGCUUUUGGAUUGUAUGGAGAGUCAAGGCCUGAAGCCAAACUCUACUACACAUAAGAUGAUCAUCGAAGGUUUGUGUUCAGGGGGAAAGGUUUUGGAGGCUGAGGCGUAUUUUAACAGUCUGGAAGAUAAGAGUGUUGAAAUCUAUUCUGCCAUGGUUAAUGGCUAUUGUGAGGCGGACCUUGUCAAAAAAUCCUAUGAAAUUUUCCUUAAGCUGUCAAACCAAGGAGAUAUGGCUAAAGCUGCUUCCUGUUUUAAGCUACUUACUAAGCUCUGUAUGACAGGUGACAUUGAGAAAGCUGUUAUGUUGCUGGAGAGAAUGUUGUCGUCAAAUGUAGAACCUAGCAAAAUAGUGUAUUCAAAAGUUUUAGCUGCACUGUGCCAGGCUGGCGAUAUGAUGAAAGCUCGCUCUUUGUUUGACUUUUUUGUACACAGAGGAUUCACUCCUGAUGUUGUAAUUUACACAAUUAUGAUAAAUAGUUAUUGUAGGAUGAAUUGCUUGAAAGAGGCCCAUGACCUCUUCCUGGAGAUGAAGAGGAGAGGGAUCAAACCUGAUGUCAUUACCUACACAGUUUUACUUGAUGGGAACUUGAAAGCAAAUUUAAGAAUGCGUGUCACUCCUCAUGGAAAAGAAAAAAAUGCAUCAUUGAAUGUUUCCACCAUAUUGAGAGAUAUGGAGCAAAUGGAAAUAAAUCCGGAUGUUGUUUGUUACACUGUGUUGAUUGAUGGACACAUGAAGACAGAUAACUUUCAAGAAGCAGUAAGCCUCUUUGAUAAAAUGAUUGACAGUGGACUAGAACCUGAUACUGUAACAUACACUGCUCUGGUCUCUGGCUUAUGUAAUAAAGGGCACAUGGAAAAAGCUACCAUACUGCUUAAUGAAAUGUCUUCCAAGGGAAUGACACCAGACGUACAUAUCAUAUCGGCAUUAAAACGUGGUAUUAUAAAAGCUAGAAAGGUGCAAUUUCAUAAGUAG
Messenger RNA from Sphenostylis stenocarpa, 2406 nucleotides. NCBI's taxonomy places the organism in Eukaryota, Viridiplantae, Streptophyta, Magnoliopsida, Fabales, Fabaceae. The record is from the annotation of a GenBank genome assembly.